Messenger RNA from Talaromyces amestolkiae, 2268 nucleotides. RefSeq lists its product as uncharacterized. The coding region runs from base 1 to 2268 and encodes 755 amino acids. Gene Ontology annotation, biological process: GPI anchor biosynthetic process. The record is from RefSeq and is a predicted model, not a curated record. Gene Ontology annotation, cellular component: endoplasmic reticulum membrane. Lineage: Eukaryota; Fungi; Ascomycota; Eurotiomycetes; Eurotiales; Trichocomaceae. The transcript is spliced from 6 exons.
AUGCCUCGAAUCAAGGCAAUAACAACAGGCUCGGUCCCAUCAUUCUCAGAUGUCAUGCUCAACAUUGCCGAGUCUGAGAGGAUGUCGACACUUAUUCACCAGGAUACUAUUAUCACUCAGCUUAAAAAUGGUCUUCCUGGGAAGCUGCUCAUGUAUGGGGAUGAUACGUGGUUGAACUUGUUUCCUGAUACAUUCGACCGAUUCGAUGGGACGAGUAGCUUUUUUGUUUCCGACUUUACCGAAGUGGACAAUAAUGUUACAAGACAUGUCUCGCCGGAACUCGCACAAGAUGACUGGUCUGUCAUGGUACUCCAUUAUCUUGGAUUGGACCACAUUGGUCACAAAGCCGGACCGAAGAGCUCCCAUAUGAUUCCGAAGCAGAAAGAGAUGGAUGGUGUUGUUGAAACUAUUUAUAAUGCAAUGAUCUCCGAAAAUCAUCUAGAUUCCACUCUUUUGGUUCUCUUAGGAGAUCACGGAAUGAAUGAAGCAGGAAACCAUGGGGGUUCAUCUGCAGGGGAAACAUCGCCGGCAUUGACUUUCAUAUCUCCCAAAUUGCAAAUUUACGCAGAGAACGCGGAGCCCAACGGCCGAGACAGCCCUAUCGAAGCUGAAGAAUUCGAGUAUUACCGUACUGUGGAACAAUCAGAUAUCACGCCAACGUUGGCGGGACUUUUUGGCGUGCCUAUACCAAUGAAUUCUCUUGGAGUCUUUAUUCCGGAGUUUCUCAGCUUAUGGGGAAACGAAGUGGACAGGUUGACCAUGCUUCUAGAAAACACCGUGCAGAUUCAAAAUGUGAUCAAAAUGGCAUAUCCCAAAUUCAGCGCUAAUGGCGACAAGAUCAAUAAGGUAUCAGGCGCGAACGGUGCCGAGCUAGGAUCCUCUGCUCUAGAGAGACUAGAAUACGAAUUCAUAGCAGCCGGGUUAUCCAUGUCGCCCGACGAAAAAUCUACAAUGACGCAUUACAAGUUCCUUCAUUCAGCGCAGAGUCUGAUGAGCGGUGCUGCUAGCAGCUAUAAACUUUCCAUGCUAUAUUCUGGCACUUUGAUGGCAGCUAUUGCGUGCUUUGCUUCUGCUGUUGUUGCAUAUUACACUUUAUCGACGUCUCGACACUCUCCUACGGGAAUCCUGUUUAUCACCUCGAUGCUACAUGGCGCUAUGAUUUUUGCUAGUAGCUUUGUGGAGGAAGAGCAGCAAUUUUGGUAUUGGAUUACCACCGCUUGGGCUGUUUAUAUACAUUUGAAAUCGACUUCAAAAUCGGGGGCCUUUACACUAUCGAUCAAAAACGUUAUUUACUCGGUUUCCUUCGCGGCAGCCGGUCGCUUAAUACGCCGAUGGAAUCAGACGGGUCAGAAAUUCGCAGGCGAACCUGACAUUGUCCGAUAUAUCACUUCUUCUCAGCCCAAACUACUCUGGGCAUUGUUACUUCUUACAUACGUGGUGAAUAGUCAAUCUAUGAUUCGAUCAGCGCCUUUCAGAGAUAUAUUUGGCAAAUCGUUGUGGACGUUCCUAUCUAUCGCGGCAUCCUUCGCAGCCAUCAUCUUCAAGGUGUCUUUCACGGCAGCUGAUGCCCCAGAAUUAUUAGAUCCUAUGAUGCUUAGGAUUACAGAGUGGGGUUUUCAGUCUUCACUUGUCUUUCAAGCUSGAGCCGUAUUUAUCAGUAUUGCUCUUCUUGUGUGUGUUUUUUUUAUCAGCACUUUCACAUCACCGAUUGCCCAAAAUGCAGGGCGAAAACGACUUCUUCAUGAGGCCAUUACUUUGUUCCUCAUCACACAAUCACGGGCAACGAAUAUUCCCCUCUUCCUACUAUUCAAGGUCCAAGCUUCAAUCGUCGAGCUACUAGACAUGAACAGCAUAGAAACAACACUGAACUUGAUUCUCAUGCAACACGUCGCAUUCUUCGCUUUUGGCGGAUCAAACGCAUUAUCCUCCGUCGAUCUCUCGACUGCCUACAAUGGCGUCAGCGAUUACAACGUCGGCGUCGUCGGUUUAUUGACAUUUGUCAGCAACUGGGCAGGACCGAUAUGGUGGAUGUCAGAAACAGCCAUAAAUCAGCCUCGUAUGACUCGGACAGAGGCAACGAAUCGAGUAGCGCUGCUAUCUUUUAGUACGACGAUGGAGUUGUUGGCUGUCAUGGCGGCCUGCACCAUGCUCAGAACUCAUUUGUUUGUCUGGACGGUCUUUUCGCCCAAAUUCUUGUAUAGUAUCGCGUGGGCGUUGGCAAAUCAUCUUGGUAUGAACUUGCUGGCGACGUAUGGCCUGUCUUUAUAA